GGCGCCGUUUCUGACGGCUCACGGCACGGCGGACGGGGUGACGUGUCCGUCGUCGUCGGAGCUUCUGUACGGGAAGGCGGCGAGCGUGGACAAGAGCUUGAAGCUGUACGAUGGGAUGUACCAUUCUCUGAUUCAGGGGGAGCCGGAUGAGAAUAUGGAAAUUGUGCUGAGGGAUAUGAGGGAGUGGAUCGAUGAGAGGGCUCGCAAAUACGCAUCUCACAAAUCGAAACCCUAAAAUUCGAAUCCAAGAAGAAGAAGAAGAAAGAUCGCGAUAAUGGCGACGGUGGGAAUGGAUAGCCAAAAAUGACACAAAUGGUAAAUUUGAUGCGUUUUCUGGGUUAACAAUUUCGUAAUAGCAAUUUACUUUAUUGACUUUCUUUCUCUUAUUUUACUUUAUUAUAUUAAAAAAACAAUAAACUUGAUUCCUAAUGUAAGAUUUCUUUUAGGUUUAGCUCGAUCACUUUUAUUUUAUACUAAUAUUUGAGUAUCCAAACAAGUUAUACAAAUGUGGUCGUGCAAAUAUUUAAGUUUGGAGAAGAAAAAUUCAGGUCCUAUUUUGGUUUUUGGA
Molecule: messenger RNA, 568 nt
Organism: Momordica charantia (bitter melon)
Lineage: Eukaryota; Viridiplantae; Streptophyta; Magnoliopsida; Cucurbitales; Cucurbitaceae
Product: caffeoylshikimate esterase
Source: RefSeq, a predicted model, not a curated record